Messenger RNA from Cyprinodon tularosa, 1654 nucleotides. Its product is annotated as piggyBac transposable element-derived protein 3-like. NCBI's taxonomy places the organism in Eukaryota, Metazoa, Chordata, Actinopteri, Cyprinodontiformes, Cyprinodontidae. The coding region runs from base 218 to 1654 and encodes 478 amino acids. The record is from RefSeq and is a predicted model, not a curated record. The transcript has 2 exons.
AGCAGACUUGGACACACCCCUAGCAGAAGAUGACCUGCCUGAUGACAAUGAGUCUGUGGAUGAAGAGGAAAAUGAAGAUGAUGAAGUAUUACAGGAAGCUGUUCCACGCUUACCCCGUUGGAGAACACCCCACAGUGCCAAUAUCACUGACUACCCAGAAUGGCAGGCCAGUCUUCCAAAAUCAGAUCAUAUCAAUUCCCCCUACAAAUACUUCAAGAUGUUUUUUUCUGAAGACAUUCUGGAACUAGUUGUAGAGCAGUCAAAUUUAUAUGCCAUUCAGUGUGACACCAACAAGCCCCUUAACCUCGCUAAAAAAGAACUGGAACAAUUUAUGGGUACAGCAGUAUACAUGUCAUUGUUUGGAUUACCAGGCACCCGCAUGUUUUGGAACAAAGCCACCCGAGUGUCCCAGGUAGCUGACACCAUGGGACUAAACAGAUGGGAGUUCAUUAAAAAAUCCCUGCACUUCAACAACAAUGAGGUGAGACAACAAGAAAAUAUUGAUCCACUCCACAAAAUCCGACCACUGGUCACUCAUCUUACCUCAAAGCUGCAGACAAUACCAAUGAGUGAGAAGUUGGCUGUAGACGAGCAGAUGGUCCCAUUCAAGGGAAGAAAUACACUCAAGCAAUACCUGCCAGCUAAGCCAAAGAAAUGGGGCUACAAGAUAUUCAUCUUGGCUGGCUCUGAUGGUGUCCCGCACAAUUUUGAGAUUUACACAGGGAGAGUUGUGCAACCACCUGAGCUGCCAGAUGUAGGAGCAAGUGGCAAUGUUGUCCUCCGUCUGGCCCAGCCAAUACCCAGACAGCAGAACUACAAGGUGUUCUUUGACAACUGGUUCACGAGUGUCCCUCUCAUUCUCACACUUGCUCAGCAGGGAAUUCACUGUACUGGUACUGUUCGUAGCAACAGACUACCAGGUGUCAACUUGAUGUGUGAUACUGAGUUGAAGAGAACUGGGCGUGGAUCUUUUGAACAGAAGAUGGCCACGGUUGGCGAAACCACCUUGCAUGCCUUGAAAUGGUAUGAUAACCGUUCAGUCAGUCUUCUCAGCAAUUACAUUGGAGCACACCCAGUCACCGACGUUGAUAGGUGGGAUGCCAAGCAGAAAAAAAUCAUCAAAGUUCCCUGUCCUGCUGUGGUGAGAGAGUACAAUAAAAAUAUGGGUGGAGUGGAUCUGCUGGACUCCCUCAUUGCACUGUACCGCAACAAAAUCAGGUCGAAAAAGUGGUACCAUCGGCUGAUGUUCCACUUUAUCGACAUGACCAUCGUGACUGCCUGGCUGCUCUACAAGAGAGACUGCAGCAGCACUGGGAUGAGAAAACAGGAACAGAUGAGGCUUUAUACACUCAAGUCGUAUAUUGCAGAAAGCUUGUGCAAAAGUGGCAAGAAUCUGGAGCGCAAGAGAGGUCGUCCCAGUUCCACAAUUGCUGGGGAGUACGAAGAGAAGAGGAGAAGAGGACCCACUACACCUAUCCCAGUCCCUGAUGUGCGUCUGGAUGCCACAGCCCACUGGAUGGUCAUGGAUGAAAAGAAAGGGAGAUGCAAGGUACCAAGAUGCACAGGUACACCUAAAGCCAAGUGCCAAAAAUGUGACGCCCACCUUUGUUUCACAUCCACCAGCAACUGCUUCAUGAGGUUCCAUACAGAAUAA